Eriocheir sinensis (Chinese mitten crab) is the source of this 3905-nucleotide messenger RNA. It is a transcript of the gene Mcm2, whose product is annotated as DNA replication licensing factor mcm2-like. The transcript is spliced from 16 exons. The coding region runs from base 134 to 2848 and encodes 904 amino acids. Gene Ontology annotation, molecular function: single-stranded DNA binding; single-stranded DNA helicase activity; 3'-5' DNA helicase activity. The record is from RefSeq and is a predicted model, not a curated record. Lineage: Eukaryota; Metazoa; Arthropoda; Malacostraca; Decapoda; Varunidae. Gene Ontology annotation, biological process: double-strand break repair via break-induced replication; DNA replication; mitotic DNA replication initiation. Gene Ontology annotation, cellular component: MCM complex; nucleus.
GGACUUUUUCCCGCCAGCCUCGUGUAAACAACCUUUCCCGCGCUUUUGUUCCUCGGCCUCACACUGUCACACAGGGGAAGGCGCGGCACGAUUUUUCAGCUAUAUUCAUCAAAGGGAGGAGCCACUGUAGACCAUGUCGGAACAGCCCACCUCUCCAUCAGCUGGUGUGAGCUCACCAGAGCCCACCACCCCAAGCAGGGCGAGUCAGAGGCGCAGACGCUCUUCUAGGGGCUCAAAUGUGGAUCCUGUUACGUCAUCCCCUGGCCGGGAUCUGCCGGCCUUUGAGGACGAGAGUGAUCUGAUAGGAAAUGAUGCACCAGUGGAAGAGGAGGAGGAUGGGGAAGAACUGUUUGGAGACAAUAUGGAAAACGACUACCGGCACAUUCCUGAGUUGGAUGUUUAUGAUCGGGACAACCUCGACGACUCAGAAUACUCCAUGUUGAGUGAAGGAGACCGUGUGGCUGCUGAGACCCAUAUGAGGAAGCGAGAUCGUGAUGAAGGACGGCCAGCUGGUGGCAUGCGUAGAGGAUUUCUCUAUGAGGAGAGUGAUGAGGAAGAUGACCAGCCAUCCCGGAAGCGUCGCCUGGCAGAAAGAGCAGUGGAGGGAGAGGCUGCAGAUGAUGAUGAGAUGAUCGAGUCUAUUGAGAACUUGGAGGACAUGAAGGGCCACACCGUGCGGGAGUGGGUGUCCAAAGUCGGGCCACGGACUGAAGUGUACAACCGCUUCAAGAAUUUCCUCCGCACCUAUGUCAACGAUAAGGGUAACAACCUUUACAAAGAUAAGAUUCGACAAAUGUGUGAGGAGAACAAGAUGUCUUUUGAUGUGGACUACAACAUAAUUGCUGCUGAGGAGCAAGUUUUGGCUUACUUCUUGCCCGAGGCUCCAACGGAAAUGUUGGAAAUCAUGGACUCGGCAGCCAAGGACGUCACUCUCUCCAUGUUCCCUCAGUAUGAAAGGAUCACCAGAGAGAUUCACGUCAGAAUCACUGACCUUCCACUUAUUGAGGAGCUUCGUUCACUGAGGCAACUUCACUUAAAUCAGCUGAUUCGCACGUCGGGUGUUGUGACCUCUACCACCAGCAUCCUCCCUCAGCUGUCUGUUGUGAAGUAUGAUUGUAACAAGUGUUCCUAUGUGCUGGGUCCUUUUGUCCAGUCACAGUCUGCAGAAGUCAAGCCUGGCUCCUGUCCUGAAUGUCAAAGCAGAGGUCCAUUCUCAAUCAACAUGGAACAGACUAUUUACCAGAACUACCAGAGGAUCACUCUUCAAGAAUCCCCAGGAAAGGUGACGGCAGGUCGACUCCCUCGCUCCAAAGACAUCAUCCUGCUGGGGGACUUGUGUGACACUUGUAAGCCCGGUGAUGAAAUAGAGGUGACCGGAGUGUACACAAACAACUACGAUGGCUCACUCAACACCAAUCAAGGGUUCCCAGUGUUUGCAACCAUCAUCAUGGCCAACCACAUAGCCAAGAAGGAUAAUACCAAUGCUGUUAAAGCUCUCACUGAUGAAGAUAUCAAGGCCAUUGUAAGCCUUAGCAAGGACCAGAGAAUUGCUGAAAGAAUAGUAUCUUCAGUGGCCCCAUCAAUUUAUGGACAUGAGGACAUCAAAAGAGCCCUUGCACUCUCUCUCUUUGGUGGAGAAACAAAAAAUCCUGGAGAGAAACAUAAGGUUCGUGGUGACAUUAAUGUCUUGCUGUGUGGUGACCCGGGAACAGCCAAGUCUCAGUUCCUCAAAUAUAUACAAAAGAUUGCUCCUCGCGCUGUCUUCACUACAGGUCAGGGUGCUAGUGCUGUGGGUCUCACGGCUUAUGUGCAGCGAUCGCCCGUCACCAAGGAGUGGACCUUAGAGGCAGGAGCGCUGGUUCUGGCAGACAAAGGUGUUUGUCUUAUUGAUGAGUUUGAUAAGAUGAAUGAUGCUGACCGUACUAGCAUCCAUGAGGCUAUGGAGCAGCAGAGUAUCUCCAUCUCCAAGGCUGGCAUUGUCACCUCUCUGCAGGCCCGCUGUGCUGUCAUGGCCGCAUCCAACCCUAUUGGCGGCCGAUAUGAUCCAUCCAUGACAUUUGCUGAAAAUGUGGAUUUGUCAGAGCCCAUUCUUUCUCGUUUUGACAUCUUGUGUGUCGUGCGGGAUGUGGCAGACCCAAUCCAGGAUGAACACCUGGCACGCUUUGUGGUUGGUUCGCACGUGCGCCAUCAUCCAGGAGCCACCCCGGCCGAUAUCGCUGCUUUCCCAGCGGAUGGUGCUGUACCAGGAGGAAGUAAUCUGGCAGGAGUGGAGAAAAUCCCUCAAGACCUCCUGAGGAAAUACAUCGUCUACUCUCGGGAGAAGAUCCACCCCAAGCUGAACCAGAUGGACCAGGACAAGGUGGCCAAGAUGUACUCAGAGCUGAGGCGAGAGUCAAUGUCUACAGGCAGCAUUCCCAUCACUGUACGUCACAUUGAGAGCAUGAUCCGGAUGGCCGAGGCUCACGCCCGCAUGCACCUGAGGGAGUAUGUUCAUGAAGAGGAUGUCAACAUGGCUAUUAGAGUGAUGCUGGAGUCCUUCAUUGAUACUCAAAAGUUCUCCGUCAUGCGCACCAUGAAGAAGAACUUUGCCAGAUACCUUUCCUACAAGCGUGACAACAAUGAGCUUCUCUUCUUCCUGCUGCGGCAGCUGGUACACGAGCAGACCACUUUCAUGCGCUCCCGUUAUGGCCCUGACCAUGAUGUUGUCCAGAUAUCUGAGAAAGAUCUCCUGGAUAGGGCUCGACAGAUCAACAUCAUGAACCUUCAGACGUUCUUUGACAGUGACAUCUUCAAGUGUAACAACUUCACCCAUGAUGCAAAGAGGCAGCUGAUUGUGCAGACAUUCUGAGUGGGUCUCAGUGACAGCCAUUGAAGCUAGUGGAGUAAAGGCACAGGAUACAGUUCUGAAUUAGGUGGCUUAUUUUUAGGGAAAGAACUCUAAGAAAUAUGCAUUCCCAUCCUUGGUUAUCCCACAGUUUUAGGAGUAUUUGUUCUUGUCCUAUUAACUAUAAGGGGAACUUACAGAAGAUAGUUAUCAUGUAGUUCUUUGCAGCUUCAUGAAUAUAUUUUUCUAUUUUGGUGAUUUACAUGAUUUUAUCACUAAAUCCAAUAACUACUUAUUUUUGAAACCUUUUAAUUAAUAAAAGUAAUGGCACCCAACCAACUGUUGUUUGUACCUCUAAUUGAUAUCUUAGGAUUUUUUUUAUUAAUCAGAUGGGGUUUCUGUGGUCACUUAUUUUUUAGGGGGAAGGGUAGGCAGGGGAUGAAACUUCCCUGAGGUGCUUUGAUAUAUCCUGUGAUGAUCUUUCCAGUGUAAUAGAACUCAAUUUUAAUGCAAGGCACGUUCUAAGAGAGGUCAUUUCAAAUUAUCACUAAAUGGAGGUUUUGCAUUAUGGAAUUAUCAAAGUUUUACUCUUGGUAGAAGUAUACACACUUGAAAUCUGAUGACAACAAUUUUUUUUUUAAAUGAAAACUAAAGUUGUACAUUUAGGUUGUAUUGAUUCUGUUAAUGGGAAUGUUGAAGGAAAAUACAUUUCUUAAUUUUCUUGUGGGCUAUAGCAUGUCUUAUCCUGUAAAAUUUGGAAUAAGUAUGUGUCAUGGUUUUCAUAUUUUAUUCAGCACAUAUAUAAAUUUCUUUACAUUCAACAGCUGAUCUGGAAAACAGAUUUCUUUAUUAUAUACAUUUGGCCCUGAGACAAGCAAGCACAAGAAAUGCUCAUUGGAAAUAGCAACCAAUAUCUGUACAUGAUUAGGCUUCAUACUGUACAAGGGGAAGAUUUAUCUCUUGAGAACUGUACAAGGAUAGAACAAAGAGUAUGUACAUAGUCAGAUCUUACCAGCGGAUCGUUGGCAAAAUUGUUAAGGUUUCUAAAUAAAUAAAAAAAAAAUAAAAAAAUCAUCUUUCA